AGGGAAGCCCAAGAAUACUGGAGUGGGUAGCCUAUCUCUUCUCCAGGGGAUCUUCCCGACCCAGGAAUUGAACCAGGGUCUCCUGCAUUGCAGGCGGAUUCUUUACCAACUGAGCUACCAGGGACCUACACCCUCAUCAAUGCUCCCUGCCUGCAGGUUUCUGCUCUCAUCUCCUGGCUGGAUCUUCUGAUCCAGUGGUUCCAUGAGGAAACUGUGGCUGUGAUGAGGAGCACUUUGUCCUGAUUCCCAGUCCCUUCCAGUAGAAAGUGCAGGGCUGGGACUUAAACCUUGAUGUGCAGACAUGGGACAGACCUGUGUCACAUUGCCCCGCCACCUCCGUCCCCAAAGUCUUAUUCAUCCUGCAGUACCCAGCUCUGGGAACCCCUCCCCCAGAGAGCCUCUCUGCAUCUCAAAAUUGAAGGUUAGGUAUGGGGAGUUCCCUGGUAGCUUAGUAGUUAGGAUUCCAGGAUUUCACUGCCAUGGCCCAGAUUCAAUCCCUGAUUGGAGAACUGAGAUCCUGCAAGCCACAUGGCACUACCAAAAGAGAAAGAAAGAAAGAAAAAAAAAAAAACAACUUGGGAGGGGCUCAAAGUUGAGGGGCUCUGUCUGAUAGACCAUUUAACCCACUUCCUUGACCCUCCCAUGGCCCCGAUUUCCUUCCUCCCCUGUUAUCUUCCUUCCUCCAAGUUUUCCUGGAAUGCCAACUAUUGUCCAGGCAACUUUUUGUGUGUUGCACUAGGGGCAGGCCGCUUGUGUUCGCCCAGGAUUCUGCACUGCCCUCUGGUCCCAUGGGCCCCAACCCAGAUGGUCUUAGACUCCCCUUCCAUGGCUCCUACUGUCUUCCCAGUGUCCCCAAACCCCAUCCCUGCCACAGACCCCCCUGACAACACCCCCAUCCCCUAACUUCCUCCUGUUCCACCCACCCCAACCAUUUCUUUAUAUAUUGAUUCGUCAAGUUCCUUCCUGCCUCACAGCCUCGGCCAGUCUCUGCCUUCUGCUCGGAGCUCCUGCUCCUCACCCUGAAGUUCUAGAGCAGGGUUUCUCGGCCUCUGAACUCUCACCAUCUGGGCUGGACCGUUCUCUGUGGUGGGGCUGCCCCGUGCACUGUGGGAUGCUGAGUACCAUCCUUUGCUACCAGAUGCCCGUCGCACCUUCUGUUGUUGUUGUGAUAACAGCAGAAGGCCUCUAGACAUUACCAAAUCUCCCCUGGGGCACAGACUCAAUUCCAGUGAGAAUCUCAGCUCUAGAAGGUGAGGCUCGGGUCUCCAUCACUUCUGUGCCCCCAGCUCACAGGAGGGCUCAGUAGACGCUCCCGUGGAGUCCCUUGCCAAUGACUGAGGCAUUUUACCCCCCAUCAGCAGCCCCAUCUAACAGAUGAGGUAACUGAUGUCCAGAGAAGUAACUGGACUUGCUCAGGGUUUCUCAGCCGCUCAGGCAGUGGUGUUCAGUCGUUCAGUCGUGUCCGACUCUUUGCAACCCCAUGGACUGCAGCACGCCAGACUUCCUGGUCCUUCACCAUCUCUCGGAGUUUGCUCAAACUCAUGUCCGUUGAGUCGGUGAUGCCAUCCCACCAUCUCAUCCUCUGUGACCCCCUUCUCCUCCUGCCCUCAAUCUUUCGCAGCAUCAGGGCCCUCUGCUUCUAGCAGGUUCUCUUGAUUGCCAGGAAGCCCUUAAAACAUGACUUCAGUCUUUUGCCACUUCCACCCAACAUCCGCCACCCCCGCUCUCAGCUUGGGCUACUGGAAAGUCCCAAAACAGCACUGCCCCUCCCCCUCCUCUAUGUGUACUAUUUCACAGAUUCUCAGCAGUUUUGCCUGAUGUCAUGGGUUUGACCUGCUCAAUUUCUUCCCCUAAACUCCUACCCAGUGGCCGGGGCAUAAACUUCUCUCCUUCCUGAAAAUGUCCCUAUUCCCUGGCUGACUGUGACCCAGCCAGGAGUUGGAAACCAGGCCUGAGGGGUGCUGCAGGGCCUGGGGGAUGGGGAGGGGUUCCAGCUACAGCAGGAAUGUGGGAGCGACUUGUAGCUGCUCUGUGUCCCUGGCCUGAGACUUGGCCUAUCUGGGCUCUGUUUUCUUCCUGUGGAAUGGGUGGGGGCGCCGCGGAGGGGGAGGGCUGUCAGGAGGAACACGGAUUCUUGUUCUUAGUGUUCACUCAGCUGACAUUUACUGCACAGCUACUGUGUGCCAAGCCCACGCGGUGGCAGUGGGAACAAGGCAGGUGAAGGCUUUACUUUUUCGGGACUCACCCAGUCUGAUGCCUCAGUGGCUCAGCGGUAGAGAAUCCACCUGCCAUACAUGAGAUGCGGGUUUGAUCCCUGGGUUGGGAAGAUUCCCUGGAGGAGUGGCAACCCACUCCAGGAUUCUUGCCUGGCGAAUCCCAUGGACAGAGGAGCCUGGUGGGCUACAGUCCAUGGGGGUUGCAGAGUCAGACACACACAUACACACACACCCCAGUCUGAUGGGAGAGGCAGUCAGGAAUCAAACACAAUAAAAUGAUAGCAGAGCUGAGAGAUCAAAAGGGGUCAGAGUUAGUGGGGAAGGGAGAAGAAGAGACACAGGUGGACAGGGAAGUAACUGGUAAGAAAGUUAGCUGAGCAAAGAGGGAGGAAAGUCCGGCCGGCAACCCCGGGAUAGGAAUGCGCUGGCCGGAAGAGCACCCAGCAGGGCCAGAGGGGGCGGGGAUGACACUGAAGACCUGCUGGGGGCCUCGCCGGGGAAGGAGAAAGGAGAGGGGGAGGAUGGGGAGUGGGGAAGGAUGGAGGAGGAGGAAAAGCGGGGAGUAGGGUGGAGGAAGGGGAAAUGGAAAUGAAAGAGGGUAGAGAGGGAAGAGGAGGAUUUGACUCCGGCAAGUCAGGGCAACGGUGUAGACGCGCCUGGCUCUGAUGCACGUUGUAAGGUCGCCCCCUGGUGGCUUAGUGGAGAACGGGCAGGGAGAUGGGACGCAUCUACCCUUGGGUCUGCACUCUGGCCCGCACAUCCAGUCACAAAAAAGUGCGGCCGCCCGAGCCAGGCCGACCUCAGUUGUUUCGAGCAGCCUCCUAUCUUCUAGGCUUGGUCUCUCCAUGAACAGAAUGGGGUACAGUAUACCCCCAGAUCCUUGCCAAGGGCCCCUGGUGCAAAGGGGGGCUUUGCGCAGAUAUGCUCAGGUGAUUCCUACAGAGCCCUACAGGGCAGGAGUUACUGUCAUCCCCAGUUUACAGAGGAGGAAACUGAGGCUUAGAGGGUCACAUGGGAUGCAGAAACAAGACUGGAACCCGGGAUCCCCAGCCUUGUCCUCGGCUCCGGUAGCUUGGGCUGGCCCUUGGCGUGGGUCCAGCCCCUCCCAAUAAACUCGAAACCACCGCCAGGAGGGGCGGAACCGUGGGUGUCCCUGGCUCCCCAAGGUGCCAAUUAAAUGCUCGUGGCCGUCUGGGGCCAGAGCUGUGGACAGCGGCAUGGCCGAGCCCGGGCCGGAGCCCGAGCCGGGGCGCGCCUGGCGGGUGUUCGCCCUGUGCGGGGCCGCAGUCUUCCUGGCAGCGGUUGCUGCCGGAGCAGCCCUUCUGGCCUGGAAUCUGGCCUCCUCGGCCUCCCGGAGGCCCCGCUGUCCAGAGCCGGUCGCCAACACCACGGCGCCGCCUGGAGACCCCGGACCCGAAGUCGAGGAACUUCGGCGCCGACUGGCAGAGGCUGCCCGGCUCGAGGAGGCCCUGACGAAGCGGCUGAAGCAGGCCGAGCGUGUCCGCCGGGAGCUGGAGGAGGCCCUAAGGGCCUGUGAGGGCCGCCAGAGUCGGCUUCAGACCCAACUGAUGACACUGAAGACUGAGAUGGAAGAAGCCAAGGCACAGGGUACCCAGAUGGGGGCUGAGAACGGGGCGCUCACAGAAGCCCUGGCGCGCUGGGAGGCCGCGGCCGCUAAAUCUGCGCAGCAACUGGACGAGGCGCAGCGGCGCGCACGUACGGCCGAGGCGGAGGGCGAAGCCUGCGCAGCCCGGGAGGCGGCGCUGCGCGAUCACAUUAAAGCCCUGGAAGCCCAGACGAGCCCCCAGCGCAGAGUUUCACACCCCCGGACCCGCGCCGGGUCCCGACCCCGGCCCAGCCCCCGCUCGCGCUCUCGCCCAGGAACUUCCGGGGGCUGCAGGCGACCUACGCGGCGCGCACGAGGGUGAGUCGGUCCUCAGCUGGAUGGGGGCUCGAGACCAGGAGGACAGACCCUGGGAGCCCUGCAGGGACACUCAGAGAGGUGCCCAAGCUGGAUGAGAUGCUCAGUCGACACCCAUCCACGCUCAGCUUUUGACCCAGAAGCAACCCUGAAACUGCUGAAAGAAGACACGACCUUGUCUCUCUGACCAUCUAGUGCCUAUCUACAGACGGGAAUACUGAGGUCCAUUGGGUCUCAAGGUGAGAUAGUGCAGAGCCGGGACUUAAGUCCCCUCUAAGGAUAAGGCCAGUGUUGCCCUCGUCCCUCGGACAUGAGGACUUAGGGUCCAGCCCUGAUCUGGAAGUGACCUGAAGGGGUCGCUUCUCCUCUCUGGUCCUCAGUUUACCUUGUCUGUAAAAUGAGUGAUUGGAAUGGUGAGAGCCAGCAUAUCCUUGACACCAAAACCUAGCAAAAAUGGCACGAUAGGAAAACUCCAGACCCCUCUCCCUGUGAGGGUACAAAGCUCCCAAAUGAAGUUUUAGAAGAGAACCAAGUAAUCAUUUGAAAGAUACACCAUAGCAAAGGAACAUAGGCCUGAGAUGCAAAGAUAAAUCAGUAUUGGGAAGGAAGUCUGUUAAUAAAAUUUGCCAUGCUAACGGAUCAAAUGAAAAGCAUUCUGAAAAGGUCAUCAAAAUAGCAACAAUUUCAUGUGAGAUUAUACAGUAUUUGUCUUUAUCUGACAUACUGCAGUUAACAUAACACGCUCUAGAUCCAUCCAUGUUGUUGCAAAUGGCAAGAUUUCUUUUUUAUGAGACUAUUAUAAUUAAUAUUCCAUUGUGUGUAUAUAUAAAUUGUGUGUGUGUGUGUAUAUAUAUAUAUAUAUAUAUUACAUCUUCUUUUUCUAUUCAUCUGUCAGUGAACACUUAGGUUCUAAUCUCCAGACUGUAAUCAGAUUUUGCCAACUAUUUUGAUAAUGUCCUCUGUAACAAAAGAUUAUCCUGGUUUACACAUCGUAUUAAUCUGGAACAUUUCUCAAUCUGUCUUUGCCUUUCAUGACAUUGGUUGGCAUUUUUUUUAAAGCCCCAGGCCAGUCAUUCUGUGGUGUCUGAGUUUGGGUUUUUGUGGUUUCCUCAUGAUUAAUUUGAGGUUGACAUUUUUGGCAGGAAUGCCUCAAAAACAAUUCAACUUAAUAUUGUCUUCUGGUGGUAUGACUAUAUAUAGAAAACCCAAGAGAAUUAACGGAAGCUUUCCUAUAUCCAAAACAACGAGGUAGAAAAUCGUUUGGAAGAAAAGAAAGAUCCAUUGACAUAGUUUUUCAUAUCCAGGAAUAAACUACUUUGCUUAUUAUGUAAGAAUCUCUUCUAAAUUAAAUUUUCAAAAAAUAAUUCAGUAGAGGGACUUCCCUGGUGAUCCAAUGGCUAAGACUCGGGGCUCCCAAUGGGGGGAGCCUGGAUUUGACCCUGGCUGGGGAACUAGAUCCCACAAACAUCAACUAAGAGUUCCUGUGCCACAGUGAAGAUCCUGCAUGCUGCAACUGAGACCUGGCGCAGCCAAAUAAAUAAAAUUUUAAAAAUAACUCUAUAGAAAACAAGCAAAGAAUAUGGGCAACCAGUUCAUAGAAGCAUGCAGAAAAAGGUGCCCAGUCUCACUGCUAGAGAAGAAAUGCCAACUGAAACGAUGACACGGUACCACUUUCUGCCCACUGGUUUGGCAAGGAUAAAAACAAAAGCAAAAGUUUGUGAAUAUACACAGUACUGGUGAAACAGCUUGUUGGUACGACUACUUGGGAGGGCCAUUUUCUAGAAUCUCUCAAAAUUAAAAGAGUGUUUGACCCUUCAGUUCUUCUUCAAGCAGUUUCCCUGCAGCCAUAUUUUUUAUUAAGAAAAAUUUAAUCUACAGUCAUUUUUUAAUUAUAGUCUUGGAUACUAAGAACCCAACAGAGUACUUUAUUCACUUUUCACUUUUUUUGGCCACACAGCCUGAAGAAUCCUAUUUCCCUGACCAGGGAUUGAACCCAGGCCCUCAGAAGUAAAAGUUUGGAGUCCAAACCACUGGACUGCCAGGAAAUUCCCAACAACUAUAUUUAAACGCAUGCAAAAUAAUGGACUGCAUGCAGUGGAGAAUCCUGGGUUUGGAUAUUGGAAUAGAAAAACACUUAGUGAAGAAAUCAAAUAAAGUCUAGAGUUCAGUUCAUUGUAAUAUACUAAGAUUAAUUUCUUAAU
Messenger RNA from Bubalus bubalis (water buffalo), 6338 nucleotides. It is a transcript of the gene CCDC194, whose product is annotated as coiled-coil domain containing 194. The transcript has 4 exons. The coding region runs from base 3434 to 4144 and encodes 236 amino acids. The record is from RefSeq and is a predicted model, not a curated record. Lineage: Eukaryota; Metazoa; Chordata; Mammalia; Artiodactyla; Bovidae.